AUGUCUCGAGGAACUCAGCAUCGUUAUGCCAACGAAUCUUCAUCAUAUGAUGAAUCUUCAGACUCUUUGUCUGACAAGAGGACCGCAUCCAUGCACAGUGUUGUUCAAGGGUCGAUUUCUAAUCCCGUUCGACGUCGGGAUGCAGUUGAACCAAGACAGUGUCAAGAGGGGGUCAAGAGUGCGCAGCUCAAAAACCAGGCCCUGAAGGAAAGACUCCGCACCAUUGAAGAACAGAACAAGGUACUUUCCACCAAUAGUAAGGGACGUCGCAAGCAGGACAACAAAGUUUCCGAAGAUAUUUUAGCCUUCGGAGCAGAACUAAAGAUCUGCGCGAAACGAUAUGGCCUCACGAUCAACAUGUUCCCUCCACCAGCAGCCCUGCUCAAAGUGACACUUCCUAACCCUGUGCCGCCGUUCAACACAGCUGCUCGGUAUGCCACUACAGGCUCGCAGGAGAUUGCAACUCUAGUGGAAUUGUACGACACACUCCCUCAGCACCUGCACCACCUGGUGCCAAUGAACCGUUUUUCACAUGUGUUCUCGAAGGCGCUUUGUGCUGGCCAUGCCUCCGAGCUGAACAAGCUGAGGAGUGCAGCUGCAUUACUUCGCGAUAUGGAACCCGAAAUUCGCCAGCUACUUGGCAUCACUGGCAAGGCUGGCGAGUUGUACCCCCUUUUGCCACCUAUGUUGUUUCCAGGGAAUAUCAUCGACUGCAGUCGCAAAACAUUAUUUGGUAACUGGCAGCCUAUUGCUAAGACACUGAGCUGCUGCCUCAAGGGCAGGACAUCACUCUCUAACCAGGGCAGACGACAGGGCGGUGCUCCACCCAAUGCAGUUAAGUGGGGUGUCACAGCGGUAAUGCCUGGGGCUGUGGCUUGGGCUAUCGUCACAAACUUCUCAUCUGCGACUGGGAGAAGCCUUGCCUGCCUAAAGGGGGUCAUCAAGAAUAUCAAUAACUUCGUUUUUGAACGCACUUCUCGCCCCUCUCACGAUCUUAAUAUCAGAGAUUCCGCUGAAGAUCUUGAAGAAGAGAUGUGUCUCGCUCGACUUGGAUUGGCAGCAGAGGCAGGGGAUUCAGAAGAUAUGUCUGACCAUGAAGAAUACCAAGGGGACAAAAAUGGCGCUAGUAUUGAUGUCCUUACUGAAGCUACAGGCACGAUCACUAUACGUGAUCCGGAUGAGGCUCCUGUACCUCCUGAUCCUAUGAUUUCAACAACUGACACCAUGACAUCAGCUCUCACUGUAUCGAGCAACUCCGCUGUGAUCACUGGCAGCAGUCCUUGUGUUUAUGAUGGACCAGGAGAUGAAACAGAGGUAGUUGCGAUUGAAGAAACUAAUAUUCAUUAUCAUUACAAUUUACAAGCUUUCCACUCAUCUUCUGAUGUUUUCUCCAAUUACAAUAACACUUUGCAAUCUGCACGCAGUGAUUAUGUCAGCAUUGCAAUGAACAUCAACAGCACCACAAGUGAUCUCAGUGUCAGCAACCAUCUGGACAUGGACAGUGGCAGCGUGUCAGAACUCGAGGACGACCUUGGUGAAAGGCACAGCAAAAGCGAAGAUGAAACUAACGGAGACAAUGAAGAGGACGAGUCACCAUCGCCCACACUGUCGAAGUAUCACACUCCAAGGAAAGGGUUAUCGGGGGAGUCUGUCUUAAUAUGGCCUCAAGUGUCUCAAAAUCAAACACGGUUUCUAACCUUACCGCAUUCAAAAAUUAUGCCGAGGGUGAUCUCUUCCCGGCACAUACCGCAUACUCGUAACUUCUGGUGGUCAAAAUCAAAAUCAGCGAUACCUGAGCAGCAGGCGGCGUCGGGAGUGGAGUCAGCACCAGCUUCCAGUAGCAACAUCGGUACCACUGUUGUGGACUUGGAACCAGCAACAACAACCAAUGCAGCGACAAGGCUGGAGCUAGACUCUGCUCCGAUACCAGUGACUACCACGCAGGAUAGUUUAACAGCCGUUGUUGACAGUGGUGCGGGUAUCGAUAUUCCUGCGCUUGACACCGUCAUUCGACCCCUUCAAUAUGGUGAUUUAGCAGAACUAGGCCUUGCUGGCUGGUCACUGGCUGGUAUCAUAAGGUGGUCAUUUUGUGUAUCAUCAGCACAGCGCUCACCAUUGCCCCACCUGCACUUUUUCUACCAAAGCCACCUCCCCACAGGCUCUUCGUGCUCUACCAUCCUCCUCGAAUUCCAAAAGCAUGCCGACUCUAGCAUUAUUUUUGGAGGAGAAGCCGGUGAUAACGUAUGA
Molecule: messenger RNA, 2247 nt
Organism: Suillus discolor
Lineage: Eukaryota; Fungi; Basidiomycota; Agaricomycetes; Boletales; Suillaceae
Exons: 12
Coding region: 1-2247 (748 amino acids)
Source: RefSeq, a predicted model, not a curated record